This is a messenger RNA of Labrus mixtus (cuckoo wrasse), 4943 nucleotides long. RefSeq names its product F-box and leucine-rich repeat protein 20 (gene fbxl20). NCBI's taxonomy places the organism in Eukaryota, Metazoa, Chordata, Actinopteri, Labriformes, Labridae. The coding region runs from base 269 to 1579 and encodes 436 amino acids. Gene Ontology annotation, biological process: SCF-dependent proteasomal ubiquitin-dependent protein catabolic process. Gene Ontology annotation, molecular function: protein binding. The record is from RefSeq and is a predicted model, not a curated record. The transcript has 15 exons. Gene Ontology annotation, cellular component: SCF ubiquitin ligase complex.
GAGGAGGAGGUGAGGGCGAACCGAGCAGAUAAGACAACUGGCUUAUUGGCUUGCUGCUGACUGUAGCAGCCCAUGUUAAUCAGAAACAACCAAAGGGGGUCUUGCUCGUUUGUGUUACAGGCCGGAAAAAAUAACCACAACGAAGCGCAGGAGCUACCGAGAGGACGGUAGCAUGAUAGUCGUGGAGGGGAAACGGACGGAAGAGGGCCCGUAUCUGCAUUUCACUUCGCCUACACCGAAUUCAUUGAGUCGGUAACCAGCGUCCGACAUGGGGAAGGAGGUAAAUGGUGUUUCGCGGAGUCGGUUUGAGAUGUUCACAAACAGCGACGAGGCGGUCAUCAAUAAGAAGCUGCCAAAAGAGCUGUUGCUACGAAUCUUCUCCUUUCUGGAUGUGGUGACACUCUGUCGCUGUGCCCAGGUCUCACGGUCCUGGAAUGUUCUGGCCUUGGAUGGCAGCAACUGGCAACGAAUCGACCUCUUUGACUUUCAGAGGGACAUUGAGGGCCGGGUGGUGGAGAACAUCUCAAAGCGGUGUGGAGGGUUCCUUAGGAAGCUGAGUCUGCGGGGUUGCCUGGGUGUGGGUGACAGCGCCCUGAGAACUUUCUCACAGAACUGCAGGAAUAUUGAGCUGCUCAGUCUAAACGGCUGCACCAAGAUCACAGACAGCACGUGUAAUAGCCUCAGUAAGUUCUGUCCAAAGCUGAAGCACCUGGACCUCGCCUCCUGUACCUCUAUCACAAACCUGUCACUCAAAGCCCUCAGUGAGGGUUGUCCCCUGCUGGAGCAGCUCAACAUCUCCUGGUGUGAUCAGGUCACAAAAGAUGGCAUUCAGGCCCUGGUUCGUUCAUGCCCUGGACUUAAAGGCCUUUUUCUCAAGGGAUGCACACAGUUAGAGGAUGAGGCUCUGAAGCAUAUUGGGGCUCACUGUCCAGAGCUGGUCACUCUCAACCUGCAGACGUGCUCACAGAUCACAGACGAGGGCCUCAUCACAAUUUGCAGGGGUUGUCACCGCCUGCAGUCUCUGUGUGUGUCCGGCUGUGCCAAUAUCACAGACGCCAUCCUGCACGCGCUUGGCCAAAACUGCCCUCGCCUCAGAAUAUUAGAAGUGGCCCGCUGCUCUCAGCUUACAGACGUGGGCUUCACUACACUAGCAAGAAAUUGUCAUGAACUCGAGAAGAUGGAUUUAGAGGAAUGCGUUCAGAUCACAGAUGGAACCCUCAUUCAGCUGUCUAUCCACUGCCCUCGUUUGCAAGUCCUGAGUCUGUCUCACUGUGAGCUGAUUACUGAUGAUGGCAUCAGACACCUCGGCAGCGGCCCCUGUGCUCACGACCGUCUGGAGGUGAUAGAGCUGGAUAACUGCCCCCUGAUCACAGACGCUUCACUGGAGCACCUGAAGAGCUGCCAUAGUCUGGAUCGCAUUGAGCUCUACGACUGCCAGCAGAUUACACGCGCAGGCAUCAAGAGACUACGGACCCAUCUGCCCAACAUCAAAGUGCAUGCAUACUUCGCUCCCAUCACUCCGCCCCCCUCAGUUGGGGGCAGCCGUCAGAGGUUUUGUCGCUGCUGUGUCCUGUUAUGAUGUAAAGACAACAACCCCCCCUUUCUUCACCCUGUGUCCCUAGUACACACUCCCCACAGCCCGUCACUUGAACCCUGACCUGCUGUCCCCUUCCUGGCCCCCUCUGUCGAAAAAAGUACAUGCUUGUGUGUCCGUGCCCCCCCCCCCCCUUUGGAGCUGCAGAGAGAGGGAGAGAGCCAAAUAACUCUACAGGACCUCUGGUAACUUUCCCCAAAACCUUCACAGAAAUGGCCACCGCGAGGUACACAACAAGCUUUUACACAAGCUGAAAUGCAGACACAUGCACAUAUUAAGAAGAAUGUCUGGACAUUCCUGCUCGGUGUUCAGAGGACUAGCCAGUAUUACAAAGAGGGUUAUGUAGAAAUCAAAUGUGAUCGCCACUGUUAAGGGAUUUUACUCUUCAUUGAGUGAAGUUCAAAAGAUUAGUUCAAAGGAUUACAAAACAAGACUUCAACAUAAAAACCAACCGCUUCAUAUUUUAGUGGGAGUUAUACUCUUUACUCUUUAAGCACUUUGAGACAGAUUCCAUUCAUACUGAAGAGGUUAAGAAAUCCUUCUUAACUUCUCACACGUACUUCCCUCAGUGUCUAAGGUCAGUUAACAGCUACCUCCAGACCAGAACUGCACUCUAGACCUCUGUUAGCUUUGUUCUGCAGGCUGUUCAUUUCAAAAAGGGGAAGCAUCGCAGAAAGUAAACUUUCAACACCCCAAACACACACAUAAAAAGCAGCAGGAAGCAUAUUUUUCUGAUUUUGUUAUUUUUUAUUUUUGAAGUAGACUUGCACCUUUUUUUGCACUUCCAGUUAAGCAAUGAUGAGACACUUUACAAAGACAGCCCUAUCCUUAAAUCUAAGACUGGCACUGAAGACUUCACUUACAUGCAUACACUGAGCUUGCAACACCUGUACCCUCACCUCCCUCCGUCUCUCUGUUACAAUCAGAAGCUGCGAUAUACUGAGGAAAAAAAAAGACAAAGUUUAAUAUUUUUUUAAAAAAUGGACACCAAGUAAAACUUACAAGUGGGGGCUGGAGAAGAUGCCAAAUGUUGCAUGUGACACCUCUAGUUUUUUAAAGUUUAACUGUAAAUAUAUAAGGACUGUGGAGUCCUAGAGUCAAAGCCAGCGAAGCAACAGAGGACGAUAUAUAAGACUGCUGUUGAUGGAUUUUCCUGAGGGAAUAACAAAAUAGCAUACAUGCUUGAUAAAGUACGUGCUGGAGCUUUGGACAGUCAAACUGAGCCGGUUCUUUAUCUGGAGUCUGACAGAGGAACUGAAGCCGGCCUGCUAAAGCUCGAAACAGUAAAGUUAUGAAAAAAAAAACAACCUCAUUUGACAGAAAAAGAAGAAAGUCUGACAUCACUACAUGAAUCUUUGCUGUCAGAUCAAGACAAUGGAAAGAAAAAGCCAACUAAAAACAAUCAAAGUAAUAAUAAUUAUUUUACAGUUGGUUUGAUUUCAUUAAGUCACUCGUCUUCACAUCGGUAAGGGUUCUGCUGACAAGGAUCCGGUGAAUCAUGUACAGCGAUGAGAGGGCGUGUCCAAUGUCUGAGUGGCAUCAGCGACUCCUCAACUCCUUUUGAGGCCUUGCAGGGGGAUAGAGUGACAGAGUGCUGCACCCUGCCAUCUUUGGCUUCCUCCGUCUGUCUGGGACCAGUUCCACUGCUGGAGGUAAAGACCAGAUCCGACUGGUGAAGUCAUUGUAAGAGGAAGUCAACUGGAUCUUGAAUCUUGAGCACACACUCUGGCCUGCUGACAGAUAUGAUGGAAUGAUUUUUGUCGCAACGGUGGGCUGCCAUGGACUUCGGCCCCCCUGCCCUAUGAAGUAUUGAAGCCUUUUCUUAUGGAUUACCUUCCCCUGCACUUGCACCUGCUUUACUCUGUGUCUCUCUUUCUUCCGCGUUCAUUUUUAUUAAUGUGUCCUUUUCUGCUUUUCUGUCUGAUUCCUCCUGGAUCUCCACUGUUUUCUCUUCUUUUGCAUUUCUGUUUUGGUGUGGUUUGGAUUGCGCCUGCUUUGUGUUUGAAGUCACAAGUUCACUGUCUCCAAGUUGAGUUUGAGUCCUCGUCCAGUCCUCAGUUUUGAUCUGAAGGUGUUUGUGUUUUUAUUAAGAGUUUAUUGUUACUAAAUGUCCAGAGUGUAGCCUUUGUCUGGGGGAAGUGUUGGCAACCAGUGCAAUUGUAAUAAAUGUAAAAAUUUGAGUUGGAUUUUUUAAAUGUGAGUUCAGGAGGAUUUCAGGAUUAUGAUGAUAUGUAUGUAUGAUGUAGGUUCUUCCUAUUGAAUGUUUCCAUCAAGGAGAAGUCCUGGAGAUGGCUUUUCAGGCAUCGUGUGCCACUUCAGCAGAAUCCGAUUUUUCUCCCGUUAGCGUGCUCUCCUCAUCUUGAUUUUAAUGCCUUGCUUUUUGAAAUACUCCCCUCCCAUAAUGCACCCUGCUCAAAUACAAGGCCAAAACCCAUUGUGGAAUGUUGAUCACUCUCAAAUGUCCCAGUUCUGGUUAAAGAUGCAUGCCAAGAGGCAAAAGACUCUAUGAUGACUCUAUUCAGUUUGUGAUACGACAGCUACAGCAGGACGGAUAAUACAAGCUGAGAUGAAUCCAGUGUAAUCCAGUCUGAUUUGUUUUGUUUGAAUGAGGCUUUAUGGGGAUUAGAGAACAACUAAGAGUCAAAAUGGCGGAGAUAUCUAAUGUGCUCUGUCACUGUGCUCCGGGGUUAACACAAUGAACUGGAGGAAGAAGGAAAGUCCAAGGACUUAGAAUAGAAAUCUGGUUGUAACAAUUUUCAUUCCUCUGACACUUCAGAUGGUACAGGCCGAGUCAUUGUUGUGGCUGGCGACGUGUGCUUUGACAGCAAACACUUUAAAUUGAUUACAGGUUCUAAUACUCAACCAACUCCUGAUGGUUUCAUAUGUGAAAAAAAAGAAAAAAGAAAUAACCUGUCAUCAGUCUUUUCAUGGUACAAUAUACACUACAUGCCCGACAAAGCAAAACAACUCAUUGAUUUCUCAUCCUUGUAUCAAAUACAUCUGUAUCCUUCUAUCACACUAACCCAUGUUUACAGAGUCCAGAUAAUAAGUCUUCAACCAGUUUGUUUGUUGUAGUCCCUUCCAAAACACUCGAGUCUGGCUGGGGAUUAGGACAAAGCGCAAAAGGUAAACCAACGGUGAAAGUCCAUGGUAAAACGACGCCUGAGAAAUUUCAAAAACAAUUUUGACAAUGACUGUAGUUAAUAUAAUUACUGUAAUUUUUUUCCUUUUUUUUUCUUUCUUUCUUUUUUUUUUUUUUUUUUUUUUUUUUUUUUUUUUUUUUUUUUUUUACAAUUAACCGAUAUAAAUGAAUAUGUACGUAUGAAUAAAUAUAUACCUAUAUUAUUAA